UAUGAAUAAGCCAAUAAAAAAGAAUAUCCGUCUGGCAGAAACAGAUUGUAAAUCCCGCUCUUUGAUCAUUUGACAGUUCGCACAACGUUCUCAUUUCAAACUCCACUGCUUCCACAAAUAAACGCCACAUCCACACCAUCUCGCGAUCAGCGAUAAUGUCUAUAACUUUAUCGAUAGCUAUUUAUCACUUUCUACUCUUUCUAGCGUAUAAGGAAACCGAGGGGAACGCCGCACCUUCUAUUUUAGGCGUCACAAUUUCAGUUUCAGCCCCGCGAGUUGUGGCGCGGACGCCAUAGUCCGAGCGAAUUAAAAAAAUAACCAACCGCUAAUAAUUAAAACGUUCCAUUUCUGAAAAUGACCGUUGACGCUGGGAAAACCGUUUCUGGGAUCAAUAUAAAAAGCUCCCAGAACCGACUGCUGAUCAAGAAUGGGCGUGUCGUCAACGAUGACGGAAUGGAAGAUGCCGAUGUCUACAUCGAGGAUGGCAUCAUCAAACAAGUGGGCCGCAACCUCAUCAUCCCGGGCGGCACGCGCACCAUCGACGCGACGGGCAAGCUCGUGAUGCCGGGAGGCAUCGACCCACACACGCACUUCGAGCUCGAGAUGAUGGGCGCCAAGACGGCCGACGACUUCUACAAGGGCACCCGCGCCGCCGUCGCAGGAGGCACCACGACUGUCAUCGACUUUGUGUUGCCUGAAAAGGGCCAAUCGCUGGUCGAGGCGUACAACAAUUGGCGGCAGAAGGCCGACGGCAAGGUGUGCUGCGACUACGGCCUCCACGUCGGCGUGACCUGGUGGUCCCCCUCCGUCCGCAAAGAGAUGGAGAAGCUGGUCUCCGAGGACUACGGCGUCAACUCCUUCAAGAUGUUCAUGGCGUACAAGGACGCCUGGAUGCUGGACGACUAUAAUCUCAUGUGCGCUGUUGAGGCGUGUGCUGAACUCAAGGCUUUGCCCCAGGUGCACGCAGAGAAUGGGCACAUCAUAGCUCGCAACACGGAGAAGCUUCUAGCGGCCGGCGUCACCGGCCCAGAGGGGCACGAGCGAUCCAGAGAUGAAGAGGUGGAAGGGGAGGCGGUCAAUCGCGCCUGCGUUAUCGCCAACCAGGCCAACUCGCCGCUAUACAUCGUGCACAUGAUGUCAAAAAGCGCUGUAAGAGCGCUACAGCAGGCCCGCGCUCGCCAGCGACAACCUUUGUACGGAGAGACCCUGGCGGCCACCGUCGGCACUGACGGGUCGCACUACCGCAACGCGUGCUUCCGGCACGCCGCCGCGCACGUGCUGUCCCCCCCGCUGCGCCCCGACCCCUCCACCCCGCAGGCCAUCGUCGAGGCCCUCGCCGAUGACCACCUCCAGCUGAUCGGCAGCGAUAACUGCACCUUCCACGAUAAGGACAAAGAAUUGGGCAAGGGCAACUUCGCCAAGAUCCCCAACGGGGUCAAUGGGGUCGAGGACCGCAUGGCCAUACUGUGGCAGAAGGCUGUCAAUACUGGCAUAAUGGACCCGUGCCGCUUCGUGGCCGUAACCAGUUCCACGGCGGCCAAAAUCUUCAACUUGUGGCCGGCCAAGGGCCGAGUGGCCGUGAAUAGUGACGCGGACGUUGUCGUGUGGGACCCGCGUCUCGAGAGGACUAUUACAGCCGCGGCGCACAAACAUGCCAUCGACUUUAAUAUAUUCGAGGGUCAGCACGUGGUGGGCAGCCCGCAGUACGUGAUCGUUAACGGACGAGUGUGUUUGGACGACGGCCAGCUCAGGGUCGUUGAAGGUCACGGCAAGUUCCUGAAGACCCCCGUGAACUCCCCGUACGUGUUCGGCGGCGAGGAGGAAGUCGACUCUGCGCCCGCGCAGCCGCUGCAUGUGGAUGUAGCUCCCAGACACGUCAGCGUCACCAACGGGACGCCCACACCCGAGGCACUGAACAACCAUUUGGAGGGGUUGUCGGUGACGUCAUCCGGGUGCAGCACUCCCACCGGACGAAAGAUGCGAGAAACCGGACAGAGGAACCUGCAGAGCUCCACCUUCUCCAUAAGCAAGGAGGUCGAAGGGCUGGACACGAAGACUUCAGUCCGCGUGCGGAACCCCCCCGGCGGCAAGUCUUCGGGACUGUGGUAGAGGACCCUAGGGUCCGCGGGUCAACCAGACGGGUAGCUCAGGGAAGCUUGUGGAAAAACUUCAUAUACACUUUUAUUGCUUGAGAAAGGGUUAAACUUCGUAUGUGUCUCAACGGUAGCAUGAUUGAUGCAAAUUCGUGCUGGAGAGUAAUUUGAAAUGACUAAAUUCUGGUUGUGAAAUAUAUCGGCAUAUAAUGUAGUUUACAGUACAUAUGGUCCUACUUUACCGCUCUAGGUCGGUAAUUACCACAAAACGUGCAUAUGAGGGCCAUAUAUACUGUACAACGUUGUACAUUACACGUGCGAAAAGGUAAUUCGCAACUCGUGUCGAUUUAAAACACUCCCUUCGGUCGUGUUUCAAUUUAUCGACUCUCGUUGCGAAUUUCCUACUUUUCGUACUUGUAUCGUAUAAAUGUACUAUGAACUGUUACUAGCACCAGCGUUGUGAGUUAUUAUUGGAAACAAGAAAUAUCUAUGUAUGACCGACAAAAUGAUUUUGAUUUGAUUAGUUUUGAACAAAAUGUAAAACUUUACUUUAAAAACAUUGUUGCCAUCAAACCUAGGAACAUCGAAUAAGUAGGUAAGUAUAUAUAAAUAAUACUGUAAUUGAGUUUUUCCACAAGUUAUGCAAGUACCCUCAGUGUUAAGGUAUUUCUCUAUUUCUAUUUUUAGUCAGUAAGUAAUCGCAAAAACAUUUCUGCGUAGGUAUUGCGACCAAAUAUACCUACACACUCGAAAUCUCUUCAUAUACUUAUACAAAUUGUGUAUAAAUAUGAAACUGAUACUACCUAUAAAUCAAUGAUUAGGGCGGUAUUCCACCUGUCCAAUUUAUUUGUCCAAUGUGUAUUGCGUCUCACAUUUUGCUUAAUGAGAGAGUGAGACGCAAUGACAUUGGACCAUAGACAAGACAUCCUCCAGACAGCAUAGUAGCGCUACCCCCUCUGCCACGCAUACGGUAGUUUUACUCCAUUUUCGAGUCGAAAGUGUCUGUGUGACGCCCGUGUCUUUUAACGGACCAAUCACGGCACGGGACUCGCUCACCUCGUCCCGCGCACCCCAGUAUUUUUGGCAGCAUCGGUUUCAUGAAAUAAUUGCUCUAAACUCCGUCUAGAGGAUUCCUAGUCUAUGCAUUGGACAGAUGAAAUACCACCCUAAGAGAGACUGAGAUAGGAAUAGAGAAGUGUGCACUGCACUUAAGAACCAAUUUCGAUGUAAGUCGCAACCCAAAGCUUAGUAAAGAUGGAUGUUAGGCUAGCACUAGUGUAGCGCGAUAAAUGUUUAACGCAAUAUUUAUACGUUUAUACAUAGCUUGUAAUGGAUGUCAUAGCUUUAUUUAUGAGCUCUGUUCAAACUUUUUCAGUGCCAUUCAAAUAUGUGACAUUAAUUUGUUGUAUUCCUUCACAUAACUAAAUAAUUAUUAACUGUAGAAGAGUUGUAUUGAGUUCUAAGAAAAAUUCGUGUCACCAAGUUUAGACAGCUAAAGUAGAUCGUACUGUACGACGGUAAAACACAAAUUUUUGACCAGUUACCGAAUAAUGUACAAAGCCGUAUAUAUAUAUUUACAUGAGACGUCAAAUUCGGAACAAUAAUUUUUGACUUCAAAUCUCAUCUACUAUUAAUAACACUUUAUGAUAUUAUUAACCAUUUCCUUAUACAUUUCAAUGAAAGAAAAUGGAAGAUAGUACAUUUUUAAUUCGAUUAUUAAUUGAAAAAAAAAACGUCACAAGCGGAUUAAAUUGUGACUUGAGAACAAGUUGCAUAUAGUCAGACCGUAAAAAGUCUGCAGUGAUUUUGAUAGCCCACGCAGUGCAAGUAUCAUUGUAAACGUCAAACUUCUAUGAAAUCAUGAUGUAUACUUAACACUUACACUGCGUGGGCCAUCAAAUCCGCUGCAGACUUUGUUUGGUGCGACAAAUCGCUGGCCCAAUAUUACAGGGUUCUAUGUCUCACUUUUAUCGAACUGAAAUUUGAACCCAGUGACAUUAAGUCGAAUUUCAACUAUCUUGAAAAUGUAACAUAGAACCUUGUAAUAUUGGGCCAGCGAUAUGUCAACUCACAAUCUUAAUAAGUACUAAAACCUACUAUAUAAUAACAUAAUAAGGCAGACAUCUAUUACAACUAUUUCGACAGUUAACAUAGACUGAUUUAUAACUUUUAACCCGACUAGAUGGAUAUUCAUUGUUUUGUAUCGAAAAGUAUUUAACGAUAGGUACAUUAACCCGCCAAUGUGACAAUGGUAUUAUGUUCUUCCAUGUUUUACAUAAUAGUGAGCAUAUAACAGAUGAACACAGUUAAAAUAGUUAUUUACUAUACAAGUGCGGAAAAGAGGAAAUUCGAGGGCAUCGACACGAGUUGCGAAUUACCUAUUCGCACGUGUAUCGUAAAACGUUUUACAGUACAUAUGGCCCUUUAAACUUUUGACAUCGCACGCAAAGUGCUAUUUUACGCACUAGUGCGGGAGAAUAGGAUCAUAUGUACUGUAAGUACUUUUUCUGUGUCAAUUCUGUAAUAUAUGCUAUCUAUUGAGAUUUAGGUGUCAAACUUACCAAUAGAUUUAUUUAUAAGAACCUCUUUGACAUUUUUAUAAGAUUGUUAACCGAUAUUUAUGGUUUACUGACAUUUAUAUUCCAAAAACCUGGAACCUAAGUACUAGGUUGUAAAUGUUUAAUAUAAAUCCCUUACUAACCAUCCUAUUCACUCCUUAUAGCACAGUUUGCUAAUUUUAUUAUUUAAGUGUACUUUGAUAUCAACAGAUGGCGUUAGUGCACAACGACGUGCGAACUUGAAUUUAAUAUAAAUGGCAUAUUUAUCGAAAAUAUGUCUUUUUAUACGACUGCCCAAAAAAAGGGUGUAUUGUUUUUAAGAAAGUCGAAUCCAGAGGUUUAAAAUGUUCGAUUACAAAUAACCAAAAAUCUAAAUCAAAGAAUUCACGUACUACUAGCGCCAUCUAGCGAGCCUUUAUUAAGAAUUUAAUACGUUGUGUUGUACUGCCGCACAGAUGGCGGUAGUGAUCGGGCAUUACCGCUAUUUAUUUCAUGUUAUUUACAUAUUAUUGAACGG
Molecule: messenger RNA, 5168 nt
Organism: Cydia fagiglandana
Lineage: Eukaryota; Metazoa; Arthropoda; Insecta; Lepidoptera; Tortricidae
Gene: CRMP
Product: dihydropyrimidinase 1
Exons: 15
Coding region: 355-2109 (584 amino acids)
Biological process (GO): pyrimidine nucleobase catabolic process
Cellular component (GO): cytoplasm
Molecular function (GO): dihydropyrimidinase activity
Source: RefSeq, a predicted model, not a curated record